AUGCUUCCUACAGCAACAAUCACAAACCCCCAUGGGUUGAUGCCCCCUCAAGAGGCUUCCAAGGCGUUAUUCUCAAUAUCCACCCCUUCACCUCACUCAGCCUUAUCCAAUAAGGUCACUGCUGUCGGUGAAAUCACUGGUGCCCCCAAUCUAGAUGUGGAUUCCUCAAACUUAAGGAAGCAUCUUGCAGAGCUCUUUGUCGAGAACAUUAUGGCGAAGGUCUGGCGGGUCGCAUUUGAGUCUCUCCCUAGCGCUGCAGCGACACCCGAGGAGUGUGCGAUGAAGUUCCCUCACGUAUUUCCCGAAUACGUGCCCCAGGUUCCUCAGCAUGGCGAGAAGCCAAGCCUCUACCAUCUCCUACGCUAUCCCCAGUCCGCUGUAUUCUUCCUCGGUUCAUCGCCACAGGAGAGACGAGACCAGCUCCGCGCUAUGUGUAAAAAAUGGUCGGAGCCGUUGCACGACAUGGCUAGCAGGACGGACACACACGACAUAGGCUUCAUUGUCAUGCCUGCUCUACGCAAGGAUUGGGAGCUCUUUGGCAACUCUCGCAGCCUGGAAUCUAUUGUCCGUGCGGCCAACAGCCUGGCAACGAGAUACGUUGCCUCCGCAAAGGCUAUCCGCAGUUGGGAUCUUUUGAUCAGGAAGGACGAGCGGAUCACAGAUAUGAGUACCGAUCUUAUCGUAAUCAUCGAUUCUUUGUGCAAUCUUGACCUACUCUUCUAUGCCGCCGCCCAUAGUUCCUCCAGGCGACUCGCGGAGAUGGCUGUCGCCCAUGCCCGCACUUUGAUACGCACCCACCUGCGUCCGGAGCCCCCCUCUUCCACAACCCACGUUCGGAGGACUGGCGCCAUCAAACGUCGUAUGACAGCGCAGGGGUACGGGGACGGGUCCACCUGGGCUCGCGGUCAGGCGUGGGCAAUACCAGGGUAUGCACAGACGCACGCAUGGACCGGGGACACGGAAUUUCUGAAUGUGGCGUGCGGAACGGCAGAGUAUUUUCUCCAUAGGUUGAAGACGCACCCUGUUGCGCGGGAUCCUGGAGGUGGGAAGUCGCAGUACACUUCCCCACCAUGGGACUUUGAUGCUCCACCGGAGAGUGAGGGCGAGGAGGUCGUGCGGGAUUCCAGCGCGGCAGCCAUCGCUGCGAAUGGGUUGCUCGUGCUGUCGCAGGCGCUGAUUGCGGAGGGAGAGAAGAUGCUUGCAGCGAGGUUUUUUGACGCAGCUGUGGAUUUGAUUAGAGGUACUCUGGACUAUUCACUGGCGAGGGAAACUGCACGGUUUCAUUCUGUCUCUGGCGAAGAGUCUAAAGAGGGUCUGGCUGUGGAAGACCUUGUGCAGGGAAAGCGGUUCGAUGCGAUCCUUAAGCAUGGGACGGCUAACAACAAUGAGAAUGCGAGGAGGCGUUAUGCGAACCACGGCCUGGUGUAUGGUGAUUACUACUUGGUGAGAUUUGGAAACGAGCUGAUGCGCAUGGGUUUAGUGUAG
Messenger RNA from Penicillium waksmanii, 1485 nucleotides. RefSeq lists its product as uncharacterized. Gene Ontology annotation, molecular function: chondroitin hydrolase activity. The transcript has 3 exons. The coding region runs from base 1 to 1485 and encodes 494 amino acids. The record is from RefSeq and is a predicted model, not a curated record. NCBI's taxonomy places the organism in Eukaryota, Fungi, Ascomycota, Eurotiomycetes, Eurotiales, Aspergillaceae. Gene Ontology annotation, biological process: polysaccharide catabolic process.